AUGGCUUCGUCAACUUCCUCGCAGAAAUCCCGGCCUCUACUUAUCCCACAUAAGCGCGCUCUUCUACCCUCGGGAACCAACAAGUCAGACUACAAAGUAUACAAAGUCCUCAAUCCUAGCGCCAUCCCCGCAGAGACGAGCAUCAAACCAUCAUAUGAAGAGGCUAUUCAAGGGGGAAAUAAGCCCACAGAUUCAAACGAGCAUAAUAAAAGCACAGUUGAAGACGAAGACUACGAGCCCCAAACCCCACGCUUUGAAGUCUCAUUCUCUAUGCCGCCACAGCCCUUCCUGGACCCGCCAACUUGGGAAGCAAUGCUCAAACACAGCCGCGAGAGAUUAGCAGCACAGUCAAUAAAAGUUGAACCGAGUUCAGAGGCAGAGCAUGGAGAAGAGUCGGUAGAGAUGAUGAGACGACGGGUGGAGCGCGAGACGGAAUAUGGGUCUAUGGCUAUUCGUGGUCGGUCGAGUGUACGUGGACGUGGGAAGAGGGGAAGGGGGAGAGGCAAUGUCUACUGGGGUGGUAGGCACUGA
Messenger RNA from Penicillium verrucosum, 531 nucleotides. RefSeq lists its product as uncharacterized. The record is from RefSeq and is a predicted model, not a curated record. The transcript has a single exon. Lineage: Eukaryota; Fungi; Ascomycota; Eurotiomycetes; Eurotiales; Aspergillaceae. The coding region runs from base 1 to 531 and encodes 176 amino acids.